AUGGGAUCCGAGCGCGAGAACAAGACGUUCCUCGCCCGGCUCUGUGAGCAGGCCGAGCGCUACGAUGAGAUGGUCACCUACAUGAAGGAAGUCGCCAGCAUUGGUGGUGAACUCACCGUCGAUGAGCGCAACCUCCUUUCUGUCGCUUACAAGAAUGUUGUUGGCACUCGCCGUGCCUCGUGGCGCAUUAUCUCCUCCAUCGAGCAGAAGGAGGAGUCCAAGGGCUCUGAGGAGCACGUCACUAUCAUCCGUGACUACCGCCAGAAGAUUGAGACUGAGCUCGAGAAGGUCUGCCAGGACGUCCUUGAUGUCCUAGACCAGACUCUGAUCCCCAAGGCUGAGACUGGCGAGUCUAAGGUCUUCUACUACAAGAUGAAGGGUGAUUACCACCGUUACCUUGCCGAGUUCGCUUCCGGCACCAAGCGCAAGACCGCCGCUACUGACGCACACGAGGCUUACAAGAACGCCACCGACGUUGCUCAGACUGACCUUACCCCCACCCAUCCCAUCCGUCUUGGUCUCGCCCUGAACUUCUCCGUCUUUUACUACGAGAUUCUCAACUCUCCUGACCGUGCUUGCCACCUUGCCAAGCAGGCUUUCGACGAUGCCAUCGCCGAGUUGGACUCACUGUCUGAGGAAAGCUACCGUGACAGUACCCUGAUCAUGCAGCUCCUGCGGGACAACCUUACCCUUUGGACCUCGUCCGAUGGUAACGAUGAGGCUGCCGCUCCCAAAGAGGAGAAGGUCGAGGAGGCUGCCGCUCCCGAGGUCAAGCCCGAGGAGACUCCCGCUGAGGAGGAGUCUUAG
Messenger RNA from Penicillium taxi, 807 nucleotides. Its product is annotated as 14-3-3 adaptor artA-like protein. Gene Ontology annotation, cellular component: cytoplasm. NCBI's taxonomy places the organism in Eukaryota, Fungi, Ascomycota, Eurotiomycetes, Eurotiales, Aspergillaceae. Gene Ontology annotation, biological process: signal transduction. The transcript is spliced from 8 exons. The record is from RefSeq and is a predicted model, not a curated record. Bases 1 to 807 code for a protein of 268 amino acids.